AUGCAGCAUCAGUAUAAUGCUCCGCCCCCUCAGCCUGGUCCCUCUCAGUAUGCCCCAUACCAUCGACCCGUCCCUUCUCAGCCGUUACCUAAUCCUCAUGAGCAGCAAUAUCAACCAGGACCAUCUCAACCAUACUCUCCGGUCAAUCACAAUCCACACGAUGCGGGAUACCACCCGAAUGGACACGACAUCUCGUCGCCAGCCUCAAGUAUAUACACUCACCCCUCCCAGCAACAUAUGUACCAGAAUCCACCGCCGCAAGCAACCUCAUCUCACACCUAUGCGCCCUAUCACCCACCCGUGCCUACAGUAGAGGCGGUUCCUCCUCCCACUCCGAAAGUCGCUUAUGAAGCUCCUGUCUUCCAGACAUUCCAAGAGAGAAAAAGAGCGAAAGAAGCGGCUCUAAGAGCUCAGGCUGGCAUGUCGUCUUCUUCCUCUUCAAAUCCAACAACGUCGCCUCCUCCUCCUCCUUCAAUGUAUUCUCAGCCUCCGCCUCCAUCACAACCGAUACAUUCACAUAGAUCACCUUCGCCUAUCGCUCACCCGCCUCCCUCAACUAUGGCAAUGAUGGGUCAACAGUCACCUUCGGGAGGUCCGCCUCCAGCCCCUCCCGUCAGAUCAAGGAGUCCAGCACCGCCUGUCAUCAAUACAACUGAUCCUCAGUCUACCUCACGUGCUUUGCCUCACUCGCAAUCUCGGCCUCUUCCAUCUCCACGAGCAUUACCCUCAUUCCCAUUGGAAACACCAAUUUCAACAUCUAGUCACUCUGGAACAUCAUCUCCUCGUACUCCAUUCCGUAAUGAUAUGCCUCCUCCACCUAUACCUGUACCUUCCCCAAUUCAGGCCAACCUGGAACGAUCUGAUACCGUAUCGUCAGUUAAAUCGUUAGAUCGUACUGGGUUCAGCUCUUCCCCUGUCAAGAGGUCACUACCUAAACCUCCGGUCGGUGUGAAUAGCUCAAAGAGCUUGGAUCGAGGUAUACCUUCAAGUAUUGGUAUGGGUAUGGGCGAUGGAUUUAGAAAGAACAUGAGUAGGAAACAGCCAUCAGUGGUAGAAGAAGGAAGUGAAAGGACAUUGGUGGAUGGUAUGGCUGGCAUAUCAAUUGACCAGAAUAGAACGCCGUCACCCACACCUAUACUACCAGCAGUACCGACAAUCAGGACUCCAUCUACAUCUCCGUCACCCAAUCCACCUACUAUCAUAAUUCCAGGUUCAUCUUCCGACAAUCGUGCUCCAGCUAAAUUCACACCUUUACCUACUAUCAAUUUACCUGACUCGGACACUUCUUCGAUAGCUACCACUGACGAUGAGAUAGACCCUCAAGAUCCAUCUCAAGUAACACCCAAAGCGAAAGGAAAGAAUAACGGUCCUUCUUCACCCGGUAUACAAUUCUCUGGACUUCCAAUGAUCUUAGUGUCGUCAUCUGACACCGCAGAUGAACCUCCACAAGGUGGUGAAAUCAGCUUCACCGUACCUACGAUCAACUUUGGUAAUGAUGCACCGACUAUCAGUGUCCCGUCGAUAUUGACUGGCCCACCUGCCAGUACUGCUUCCCGUCCUCAACAGCAUCGCAUACAACCGGACGGUUCAGCAUUCCUCUGCUCGGGAUGCGGUAACGCUAUCAUCGGUCGAAUCGUUAAUGCCAUGAAUCAACGUUGGCACCCUCAAUGCUUCAUGUGUGCUGAGUGUGGAGAGUUGUUAGAGCACGUAAGUAGUUAUGAAUGGGAGGGGAAAGCCUAUUGUCAUUUGGAUUUCCAUGAUAAAUUUGCACAUCGUUGUCAUCAUUGUCAAACACCGAUUGUCGAUCCUCGCUUCGUCACUCUGAACGAUCCCGUUCUUGGUCAACGAUAUUAUCAUGAACUUCAUUUCUUCUGCUCAGAAUGCGGAGACCCUUUCCUUGAUCCUUCUAAAUCCUCUGCUCCAGGAACAGAGAAAAUCAGAGGGGGAAAUAACGAUGGGGAAGAAGAAGAAGAAGAUAACGAAACCAGCGCAUUUGUCAUUCAAAAGGGACAUCCAUACUGCGAGAAGUGUCAUCUCCGACUUCAUAAACCGAAAUGUAAGGCUUGUAAUUUACCGAUACCUGAUUUGGCUAUCAACGCGAUGGGAGCGAAAUGGCACAAAGAGUGUUUUGUAUGCGCUCAAUGCCACAAUGAAUUCGCCAAUAAUCUCUUCUUCCCGAAAGAUGGCAAAGCAUUCUGCACAUCUUGCUACGAAACUAUUAUAGCUUCUGAGUAG
Kwoniella botswanensis is the source of this 2235-nucleotide messenger RNA. RefSeq lists its product as uncharacterized. The coding region runs from base 1 to 2235 and encodes 744 amino acids. The record is from RefSeq and is a predicted model, not a curated record. Gene Ontology annotation, cellular component: Z disc; nucleus. The transcript is spliced from 3 exons. Gene Ontology annotation, molecular function: transcription coregulator activity. NCBI's taxonomy places the organism in Eukaryota, Fungi, Basidiomycota, Tremellomycetes, Tremellales, Cryptococcaceae.